UUUAGAAUAAGGUAUUCUUUAAAGGAAAUUCAUUAAUUUUGUUAAAAUUUACAUCCAGAUAUAUAUGUUUAUCAUUAUACUAUAGUAAUUUAGAUCUAAAGUGAAGAAUAUGAUGGCACACGAAUUACCACAAUCAAUUCUCCAUAAGAAAAAUUCCCAUAUGACUCAACCACCACAAAAAAAUUCAAAUAAUCCUAAAACCAAUAAACAUAAACCUAUCAAGAAUGGUGAACGCCGGUUACCAAAUGGGGCCCAGGUUGAUUUUGGCAAUAAAUCCAAGAAAGGAUCAAGUUCCAAGAAACAACCAAGCUUGCCGGAUGGAUCAAAGCCAAAUUUUUAUAACGGGAAUGAAUCAAAUCAUUCGUCUUCAAGUUCGUUAAGUAAACAGAGUUUACCAAACGGCGAAAAACCCGUUUUCAAUGCUGCCACCGCCACUUCCAAUAAAAAGGGUAAGAAUCCUUCUUUACCAAAUGGUGAAAAACCGGUUUUCCAUGAUGAUUCUACGACUAAUAAUUCCAGAAAAAAUAAAUCCGGGAAAUCAAAUAAGGAUGGUAAGAAACAACAACAGGUAAUUAAUGAAGAUACUUAUGCUGGUUCAUCGUUUCAUUCGUCUCCUGCUGCACUCAACUUACCAAAACCGUCUUUUAAAACAUCUCCUAAAAAUAAUAAUAAAUCUCAAAUUUAUGAAAAUCAAAGUAAUGUUUCUUCAUCUGGCUCCUCAAAUGGGGGUUCUUCUAAUGGUGGUUCACCAAACCAAACAUUACAUUCCACCCCGAAUUUAACCACUGUUCAUCCUCCACCUCCUCCUCCUCAAUAUCCAGUCACUAUGUAUCCUCAACCGGGCUAUCCUGGAUACCCUCAACCAGGCUUUUCUUACCAAGUGACUCCUCAAGGUUAUAUCAAUUAUCAGUAUCCUCAUGGUUCUGCUCCUCCAAUGCAUCAUCCUCAAAUGGGAUACCCCAUGGUUAAUAGUCACUCUUACCCAGGUAAUUUUGCUGGGGUGCACGGGUUCCCUUCCGGGGUUCCUCCUCCUCCUCCUGCUGCUCCUGGUGCCCAACCUGCUAACCAAUUCCAACAACAUCAAGGUCAAAAAAUCACUUUUAACGACUUAUUGGGUUCUCUGAAAGUUUAGGGUAACUGCUUGGUGUGUGUUUGGUUUUCUUUUUAUUUGUUUUUUUAUCAGUAUUAUGUUUUUUGUUUGUCUUUUGCUUGUUUUUUGUUUUCAUUUGUUUAUUAACUGAAGCACUUCUGGGAAGAGAAUUAUCUUGACGAAAUGAAGUUUUAAUCAUGGUUUGAAUGAACUAUUUAUUUCUACAUUACUAUUUUCUUGCUGCAUUUUUGCUGCUACUUUUUUUGUUUUUGAAUUUGUUCUAUUCUGCAUUAUCAGUCUAAUGAUGUUAUGAGGUUAUCUCCUUUUCAUUUCUCUUCCUCUAGUUUUAAUUCACUUCACCUCUCCUCCAUGUUGAGAAGGUGCUUCUAUUACUGUUACAACGGUUGAUUUUAAUAUUUGUUUUUCCUCUCUCCCUUACUUUUUUCUUGUUAUCAUUAUGCUAAUGAUGCUACGUUUUUUUAUUGGGUUACUAGCUCUUUGUAUAUUACUUUAGUAUUGUCUUUUUAUAUUACUUGGA
Messenger RNA from Hyphopichia burtonii NRRL Y-1933, 1628 nucleotides. RefSeq lists its product as uncharacterized. The record is from RefSeq and is a predicted model, not a curated record. Bases 110 to 1132 code for a protein of 340 amino acids. The transcript has a single exon. Lineage: Eukaryota; Fungi; Ascomycota; Pichiomycetes; Serinales; Debaryomycetaceae.